Messenger RNA from Xiphophorus hellerii (green swordtail), 4791 nucleotides. RefSeq names its product tyrosine-protein phosphatase non-receptor type 5. Gene Ontology annotation, molecular function: protein kinase binding; protein tyrosine phosphatase activity. Gene Ontology annotation, biological process: signal transduction; protein dephosphorylation. The transcript has 14 exons. Gene Ontology annotation, cellular component: cytosol; cell junction; plasma membrane. The coding region runs from base 826 to 2538 and encodes 570 amino acids. The record is from RefSeq and is a predicted model, not a curated record. Lineage: Eukaryota; Metazoa; Chordata; Actinopteri; Cyprinodontiformes; Poeciliidae.
AGGGGUGUAUGUGCGCAUAACAUAAAGUAUUGGUUGCCACAGUUACCAAAACGCCAACCUCGCUGCAUCAUUGCUUGAGACAACCUUCAUACAAAAAAUAUCCUCCCAUUCAUCCCUCCUUAAACUCAUCUAGAUGUUCACCUGUCGCUUAAAAACGGAAGGACGCUGAACUUUCUCUUAUCCAACAAGAUCCUCAGAUGUGUGUGCCCGGCUCUGUGUGUGUUUGUGAGCAUGCUUCAUAUACAUUGCCUGUAUGCACAUUGCCAUGGCUACCAGCAGUGCUAGCUGGCGUCAUCACUUCAAACCACCUUCACAGGGAGGAAAAGAGAGAAAGAAAAGGACUCAAAGCAGCUCCCUUCUGUUCAUCACCUGCACUCUCUCUUCCUCAAACUAACACACAGAAAAGCAUCUUCAGCUUCUGCUGUGGUCUCAUAUUCCGCUGAGCUCACCCACUCCGGCCAUUGGGGUCCAGUGGCACAGAGGGAGAGGAGGGGAGAUGGUGGAAAGGAGAGAGGAGUAGCGCGGGGAAGGCUUCACUUCAUGCAUACUGAUGUGACUGGAGCUAUCUGAAUGUGUUUCCGAGGGUGUCGGCAAAGUCUGGCUUGAAUCAUCCCCCUGCCUCUCAGGGAAGAAAAGACAAGGAGCGGAGAGAGAAGGAACGAGAUAUUGACAGUUUAUUGUGUCACCUUACAUCAUCCUCAACUGGAAGAAUCUACUCUGCCUCACAAUGGCUGACAACAACCAGUUGCCACAGGAUACAGGAUUCAAACCGAUCAUGUGAUCCGCCUCCUUCACCAGUUCCCUGCCAUCUCUUGUAGGGGGAUCAUGACCCGCCGGCUGAGCAGCUCCACUCGUUCCCACACUGAAGACUCCAUCUUCCUGAGGCCCGAUGAGGACCCCGUCUGGUUGGAUGAACCCACAAAGGUGGAAAAGAUAGGUGAUGGAGCCGCUAAAAAGGAUGGUGUGUCUGACUGUAAAGAUGGAGGCCAAAGCCAGGAGGGAGAGGAAGUGUUUAUCCACAAAGUGUAUGCGUUGUUUGUGGAGCUUCAGUGCUGGGCUGCACUGUUCAUCAGCUCUCAAGUCACAGGGUAUUGGGUGUUCUUUGUGCUGGAAGGAAAUGGACCACUCUCUUCCUUCUACAAAGCCCUUCAGGUCAUCGACUUCUACUUGGGCUUCUUUUUACCAUGUCAAGCAAUUUUUGGAAUGGACUCUACAGUGUUGAUGAAAGAGGUACAAAACACCACACAGCACAACUGGAUUGUAAGCGGCACAGCGGUCAUUGGAGUGGCAAUCUUUGUUAUCAUGGUGAUCCACAUGGUGUCUAAGUGGUGUUAUGGAACUGGCUUGUGGUCAUCAGGAACAAUUUCCAGAGAGAUCGGUGAUCGGCGGCAGUCUGUGAGCCGCCAACCCUCCUUCACCCUGUCAGAGUGGACUGAUGCCCAGGAGGAUCUGAUGGAGCUUGACCCGGUACCUCAGACGCCAGUCUUUGACAUGGGCUCAGACACCAGGAUGGAAGGAGAUGCCUCCACACUCACCGUCACCCCAGUGGGGCUUCAGGAGAGGAGAGGCUCCAAUGUUUCUCUGACGUUGGACAUGUGCACGCCAGGAUGUACAGAACCCUACGGCUACGGGGCUCAGCUCUCUCCCCGAGACCAGUCGGCCCAGGAGUACCUCCGACAGGGAACGCACGUCCUGACCCCUGCCAUGCUGCACACAAGGGCCAUGGAUGACCAGAGCCUGCAGGCGGAGUUUUAUGAAACUCCCAUGAACUUUGUGGACCCUAAGGAGUAUAAUUACCCAGGGCUUGUGAGAAAAAAUCGCUACAAGACCAUUUUACCCAAUACACACAGCAGAGUCAUCUUGAAGUCACAGGAUGAAGAUGAUUUUCUUUCAACCUACAUUAAUGCGAAUUAUCUCAAAGGUUAUGGGGAUGAGGAACAAGCUUACAUUGCCACGCAGGGCCCUACUGUGAACACAGUGGGAGACUUCUGGAGGAUGGUGUGGCAGGAGAGAAGCCCGAUUAUUGUGAUGAUCACCAAUCUGGAGGAGAAGAACGAGAAAUGUGCAGAGUACUGGCCUGAGGACACUGUGACCCAUGAGGGCAUAGAGAUCACUGUUGUCUCAGUAACUCAAGAGGAUGACUACAGCCUGAGGGUGUUUACUCUAAAGUGCGGGGAAGAGGAGCGCACCCUUCGGCAUUACUGGUACAUCUCCUGGCCGGAUCAGAAGACCCCAGAUAAGGCUCCACCCCUGCUGGAGCUGGUCCAGCAAGUGGAAGGAGCCAGAGAGGAAGCCCUGCCAUCCAGUGGCCCAAUAAUUGUCCAUUGCAGUGCUGGGAUUGGUCGAACUGGCUGCUUCAUUGCCACCUCCAUCCUGUGCAAGCAGCUAAGGACUGAGGGUGUGGUUGACAUCCUGCGAACCACCUGCCAACUCCGUCUGGACAGAGGUGGAAUGAUCCAGACCUGUGAGCAGUACCAGUUUGUGCAUCAUGUCCUCAGCCUGUAUGAGAAGCAGCUGUCUCACUCCGCUGAAGAAUAACGUGAGCACGACAGCCACACCCAGACCGAGACACACCACUGUACACCGUACCACCUGUGGUGGUAUGCACCACCUUACCUAGCAUUGUCACACAAUCUCACCCUUUAACAACCCAAACCAUGUUAAUCUAUUCAUCCAAACCAGGCUCGUUCAUAUGGGACCGUGCUUAAUGUUGCUGUUCAGAAUCAACAAAGAGGUGGAAUAGAGGCGUGUCGGAAAAAUCCUUAUCGAAAACUGUUUUAACAUCUGUCCAGCAGGCCUGUUCUAAUCCAAGCCCAUGGUCCCUGUGUUGCUUCAUUCGUGCUGCUGAGACUUUGCAUCAAACUGAUUCUCAGAGGUCUGAGUUGUCAAGGCCUUGUUUCAGUCUUGGUCUGAAAUAGCUCCAUUAUGUAAUGAUUGUACAGCUAUCAAAAGGUUAUAGUAGAAGUAAGGCAUUCUCAGAUCUCUCGCACUAGAGUUUGCUUUAAGAAAAUUCACUCUAAGAAAGCUAGUGAUUAAAAUAAGGGCCCUUUACAGUAUAAGUGCCAGCAUAAUUGAAUCCUACAGAGAUAAUCAAAUGCCAGCCUAAUAUGUACCACUAUAUUGAUGUAAAAUGUUAACCAACAUCUAGCUUUUUUCUCACUGACUCUCUUUUAAAGUAAAAAAACAAAUUGCAGAAGGCCUGAGUCACCUCAUUUUCAGGUUGCAUGGUGCUAAGUAUUUGUUAAAGGCAUGUGCAAUGUUAUGGAACAUAGGAAUGUAAAAGUUAGGUUAAUUAGGGUUUCUGUGCAAACUAAAGUAUUUAAGUUUUUUUUUAGUCCAGGCUGCGUGUGGCAGUUCUCAUGGCCCUCGGUGUUUACAGAAAACAACAUCCUAAAUGUUUCCGUCAGAGGCGUCACAGAGCCACAGCAAAGUGGCAAAAGCCAGAAACAGAAUCCCAAAACGGGAACAACAGCAUGGAAACGGGCGAUCUUGCAGAGAAAAGCAACAACCUGGAGGGCGGUGACAUUCAGUUUGUUUUCAUAUCCCUCUCGUCAGAAUUAUUCCAUAACAGUUUGUCGUCCUUCUGCUCUGUGAUGCCUCUGCUUACAACAGUAGCUUGAAUGCAUCUGUGAGGUAACAAAGCUCAUGAUUGUUGUAUAGACAGGCCAGGCCUAAUUUGUAUGAAGCACAAUAGACCAACUAAGGUUGUCUCUCUGAUGUUCAGCUGUAAAGCUUAUUUUUCUGUAUUGUGUUUUUGAUUGUGUUGAGUUUAAUGGAUUGCAUGUGCCGUAUGGGACUCAGUAGGGUCCACAAUCAAAGCGACGUGAUUGGUUGUCCCGCUUUUUGUUGUGUGAAAAAAAGGUAAAAGCCUAUUAUUAUUAUUAUUAUUAUUAUUAUUAUUAUUAUUAGUAUUAUUAUUGCUUGCUCUCAGCCAAUGCUUUUGAUACAGUUUGCUUUUGUGAAACCAACCAGAGAUAUUUUUAGAACAUUUUGAUACAAUCCUUUCGAGUAGAUGCCUUGUGUAUAUUUCUGUUUACAACAUAAUGGAAUGUAGCUCAUACUGUGGAUCAAAACCAUUGGUUUAUAUUGCAAGAUUUAAGAGAACAAAAUGUGACAACUACCUAAGUUACCUUACAGUAAAGUAAAUAGAUAUAUUAUGUUCAGUCUUGAGUAUUACUAUUACUUUAGGCCUUUAGGCUUUGCUUUAAUAUGCUUUGCUUUCUGUGUAUGUUUUUAUUGUUUAAUCUUGGAGAAUUUUACCUCAGACUGAGUUUUUACACAGUCCCUGUUUCCAUCUGUGAAUCUAGACCACUCUCAGUUGACAACACAGUUGAGAAAUAAAUGCUAUGUGCAAGGCAGCUAAAACAGUGCAGAUAAUUUUCUAUGUAACAAAAAUCCAACAACUUCUAUGGCUGUGAACAUUAUCAGAGGACCUAAAAAAUUACUUGUGUGGGCUCUGACCCGUAACUAAACACGAAAUCAACAAGAAGGAUUAAACUGCCAAAAUUGCUAGUAAAAUAACACUGAACUGAGACUGGCAACAAAUACCACAAUCUAUUGCCAGGGCUCUGACAUAAUCCUCUGAUAAUGUUCAGUGUCCUCGACCCAACAGCUUUUCUUUUGAGUGUUUGUUACCAGUGCUUCAAUUGUCCUCUUCUAAUGUUUCAAAUGAAGAUGACAAAAACAGCCAGUCACACAUACAAUAACCAGCAAUCAGUAUUCCUCUCCUCUGCUAAAGUAUUGCUUUAAGUUGUGAGUUUUUGCAUCCGAAUAAAAGUAGAUUUUCAUGAA